GCCAACGAGGUCUAUUCAUUCCAUGGAAGAGGAGAGAUCUUUGUAGCCCCAGGGAAAACAUUGUUUAUAUUGAGCAGCAAUCUCAACGUUUUCUUGAUUCCAAGGAAAUACAGAUUUUAGUUUUUUGUGUGGUGGUACAUGUGAGAGGUUGAAAGUGUUUCUCCAACGUGUCCUCCAGAAACUCAGACUGUUUUCCAAAGCAGACGAGUCUCAACCCUCUCCUACAGCAGAGAUGGGAAGUGUGAGAUCACACCGGUAUAGCAUAGUUUCCUCUGAGGAAGGCAGGGUAAAGCUGUCCCCCAUCGCCGUGCAGAAUGGCUACGGGAAUGGAAAUGCGGGUGGCAAAGUGCACACACAUCAGCAAACACAAACCCGCUUCGUCACCAAGGAUGGACACUGCAACGUGCAGUUUAUCAACAUGAGUGAAAGAGGUCAACGCUACCUGGCGGACAUCUUCACGACGUGCGUUGACAUCCGCUGGCGUUGGAUGAUGGUCCUCUUCUGCCUCUCCUUUCUGCUAUCCUGGCUGCUUUUCGGACUUAUAUUCUGGUUCAUUGCCCUUUCAUCCGGUGACUCAGACAAUCAAGAACAGAUAUGCAUUUCGAACGUUGACAGCUUCACAGCAGCUUUUCUGUUUUCUGUGGAGACGCAAACAACUAUUGGUUAUGGCUACCGAUAUGUAACGGAGGACUGCCCCUUUGCUGUCUUCAUGGUGGUUUUCCAGAGCAUCUUGGGAUGCAUCAUCGAUGCCUUCAUCAUUGGUGCGGUCAUGGCUAAGAUGGCCAAGCCUAAGAAAAGAAACGAAACUCUUGUGUUCAGUCACUAUGCCACAAUAGCCAUGAGGGACGGUAAACUGUGUCUAAUGUGGAGGAUCGGGAACCUCCGGAAAAGCCACCUGGUGGAAGCUCACGUUCGUGCCCAGCUGCUCAAAUCCCGCACCACCGUUGAAGGUGAGUUCAUCCCGCUGGAUCAGAUAGACAUUGAUGUCGGAUUCGACACUGGCAUUGACCGCAUAUUUUUAGUGUCUCCCAUUACCAUCGUGCAUGAGAUUGAUGAGGACAGUCCUCUGUAUGAGAUGAGCAAACAGGAACUGGAAAGUUCCGAGCUGGAGAUAGUGGUGAUUUUGGAGGGCAUGGUGGAAGCUACGGCCAUGACCACUCAGUGUCGCAGUUCUUAUGUGUCGAGCGAAAUCCUGUGGGGCCAUCGAUUUGAGUCGGUCCUUUUUGAGGAGAAAAACCAUUACAAGGUGGACUACUCACGCUUCGAGAACACCUAUGAAGUUCCCAGCACGCCUCAGUGCAGCGCUCGAGAUUUGGCUGAAAAUAGGUACAUCAGGUCCAGCUCCAACUCCAACUCUUUUUGUUAUGAGAAUGAAGUAGCCUUCAUGGAUAAAGAGGAAACGGAGGAUGAUGACGACGAUGAUGAUGAUGAAAAAGUCCAGAGGAAUAUCAGAAGGGACAGUGUGGCCUUGGAACGAUCCAAUACCGAUGAUGUCAAAAGCACAGCUUCCAGUCAGGAUACUUUAUCGAUACAACUCAAACUUUUAAGACAACAGCCUGAGUUAUAACUGCUUUUAAAAAAGAUCCAUGGUACAGUAUAUGGUGUAUAUGCUGUACAGCAUAAGAAAGUCUGUUUUGCUGCUGUUUUGAGAGUAAUAUUUUGCCAGUGGUUUGAGAGGAACACAAGAUUGGGUUGCAGAUGUCUUGUAACCUGUACUUGCGCUUGUUAUCUAAGAAGACAAACAUCAACUUUCAAAUCUAUUUUGACAGUCUAUAUGCAAUCAAUUAUGAUAUAGACAAGAACAGCACACAAUGUAGAUAAUAUAAAAUCUGCUUCAAACUGAGAAUAGAUUACACUACACAACUUUGCACUGAUUUACAAUUUGGAUGGGGUUGAUGCUAGGUGUCCAAAUUAAGUAUGUAGAUCUUUAGGCAGUCAGAGAAGAUAUUUUUCAAAGAAAAAUGUAUAGUGUAUGAUGGUCACAGACAGCCAUGUUUUCUUUUUUUUUCUUUGAUUCCAUCCAGUCGGAGGACAUUAAACAUUUUUAAUAUUCUGAGGCGAUUUUAAAACAUACUGUAUUCACAUAGUACUGGUAGAGCUAGUUUUCUAUCCACCAUCUUAGGUUUUUUUUCCCAUUAACAUAUAUUUGGCCAAAAUAGAGUUUGCUCCCUUGGGUUGUAGCUUAAUAUUGCUACCUACAUACUUUGGAAACAGCCUUUAUGGAAGCCAGUCUUUGAUAUUGUCUAUACAUAGCUCAAUAGGUUUUGGAGCAGAGCUAUAAUUUAACAAUUGCCAAAGAUUUUGCAGGACAGACAGUUUUGUCUGAUUGCACACAGGCUACUAGCAGCAUGUUCAGGAUAACACCUUGCGCAAAAGCCAUGAUGAAAUCAUGUCUUUAACAGCAAAGGUGGUAUAAUGAAGAAUAGGGAAAAUGAGAACCAAAUGUUUCCUUUUAAUCUGGUCAAUUUUGGACAUUUAAAACUCACUGCAAUGUCAUGAUUUAAGAUAAAUGAGUGAAACACAAGGUUAGAAACUUAUCCUCCAUAUUUCAUUUGAAAAUAACAGGUAUUUGUACGGUGGCAGGUUAUGCCUGUGUGAACCACUGUAUGUUCACAAAUAGUUUGAAAACCUGUUAAUGAGCUGGUCUCUUAACAACACGUUAUUUAUCCAGUCUUUCUAUAAUCGCUGUCCUGUAUAAAACACAAUAAUGUUGAUACACUACAUUAUUGACUUGUGUUGCAUAUUAACCUCUUAAGUUAUUAUAUCAGUAUUGAAGAUUAGCCACACAUUUUUAAUGGGAAUAAGGGUUAAUGCUAAUCUAGGGCACUUAAUGUUUUCUUGUAGUGAACAUACUGUAAAACUCCUCAGUCCAUGUCCUGCAUCUUCAGUGCUCUGUCAAAAAUACACUUAACAUCUCAGGGUUUGGAUGAAAUCUGGCAUUCAUACAAGAUAAACAGUCAAAGAGUUGUAAAUAUAUACACUGUACGAUGCAAAUCUUUGAAUAAUAUGUAAAGAAUGUCAUGUUCAUAGCAGUAUAUGUGUUUUCCAUGUGCAAUAGAGCUGUUUAUGAAUGAAGACAUGAAUGUUACUUAUCUGCUGCUGAAAGAUAAACGCUGAUAAAAGGUUACAAAUACUAUUUUGUUUUGUAUGACAGUGUGUUACAACCAAAGCAAGGAUGACUUGAAUUGCUGGAAGGUUUUAAAAACCAGGAAAAUUAGGACACCAGUGUCUAAGGUUUUAAGGUUUUUAAAAUAUAAAACUGUGACAGUAGCUAUCACAAUAAAA
Messenger RNA from Carassius gibelio (silver crucian carp), 3285 nucleotides. RefSeq names its product inward rectifier potassium channel 2-like. NCBI's taxonomy places the organism in Eukaryota, Metazoa, Chordata, Actinopteri, Cypriniformes, Cyprinidae. Gene Ontology annotation, molecular function: inward rectifier potassium channel activity. Bases 233 to 1567 code for a protein of 444 amino acids. Gene Ontology annotation, biological process: potassium ion import across plasma membrane; regulation of monoatomic ion transmembrane transport. Gene Ontology annotation, cellular component: plasma membrane. The transcript has a single exon. The record is from RefSeq and is a predicted model, not a curated record.